AAGCAAAUAUUUUAUUUUAUAAAACGGUCGUAAUUUCGGUAGGGUAAAAAGGUGUUCAGAUCCAAACGAGGGACGGUGGCGGCGGCGCGUCGAGCUCCGGCGGCCGAGGGGGUUUCCGAACAGAUCAGGGUCUCAGGGAGGGCCAUGUCGUCUCUGCUGCUGCGCUCGUCGGCCGUCCGUCGCGCUCUUUCCGCGGCCUCCCGGGAACAUGGGCCUUCCUUUCGCCGUGCCAUCUCAGCGGCAGCCACCGCGUCCGGAGGAGGGUUGGAAGCUGCCGUCGCCCGCGGUCCAACCCUACCGUACCGGUGCCGCAACCUCACAGUACACAGCAGAGAAAAGGAUGACAAGACUGAUCUGGAGCGGAAGCAUCUUCAAGAACUGGAGCAGAUGUUUCAACAAAUUUUCAUUGGACAUGUGAAGCUGCACAGAUUUAUCCACAGCUCUGACCGUGACUAUUUUGACAGGUUUUUGAGCAAACUUGGGUGGCCAAGAUGCAAACGUCGUGAUGUGUUCGUUUUCAGAUGUAAGCUUGCAACUAUUUUUGUUGCAUCUGUCAUGAGCGGUUACAUGUUGCCUGAAUGAGUAUAUCCAUCGUGAAAUGCUGUAAAGAAACACACUAUGUAGCCAACUUAGUUGGUUUGCAGUGGGGCAGGUUACGGGCGAUGUACACCUCUGGCUAUCUAUCUAAGACAUGUAAUGCACUUUUCAGAUUAAGCACUUGCAUAUUGAUGCCCCUUUCUAUUAGUUAAAUCUGUGCUUCCUCAUUUAGAGGCUAGCUAGAGGCCCUCUCUAUACACCGGAGCCCUUUCUUUCAUUUCAUCAAGGGGUAUUGUGAACUUGUAUAGCUCGCAUUCUUUGGCUCUACCUAUCCAUUAUAGAGUAAAUAGCUCUUUUCACAA
Oryza brachyantha (malo sina) is the source of this 899-nucleotide messenger RNA. RefSeq lists its product as uncharacterized. The record is from RefSeq and is a predicted model, not a curated record. Bases 145 to 582 code for a protein of 145 amino acids. The transcript is spliced from 4 exons. NCBI's taxonomy places the organism in Eukaryota, Viridiplantae, Streptophyta, Magnoliopsida, Poales, Poaceae.